This is a messenger RNA of Diachasma alloeum, 3196 nucleotides long. RefSeq names its product schwannomin-interacting protein 1 homolog (gene Schip1). Gene Ontology annotation, cellular component: cell junction; plasma membrane. NCBI's taxonomy places the organism in Eukaryota, Metazoa, Arthropoda, Insecta, Hymenoptera, Braconidae. The coding region runs from base 224 to 2524 and encodes 766 amino acids. The transcript has 10 exons. Gene Ontology annotation, biological process: positive regulation of hippo signaling. The record is from RefSeq and is a predicted model, not a curated record.
UCCCAUCGGCUUCGUGUGACUCGGAGUUGAAGCCUCCACCGUUCCACUCCUUUUUCCUCGUUCAAUAUUCCAAUCAAGCCGUCCUGCACCCCCGAAAACCCAUUCCCGUCGACUCACAAGGGGUGAAAAAUCUCACCAGUUUCCCGGUGCGUCCCGAGGCCAGAGGACGUGAGCAACAGUGGAAUCAACACUUUUCGCAAGUAGAAACAGGAAUUAAUACGUCAUGCGGAUCAAGGACGUUCUCGCACCAGUCGUCAUCCACCCUGGAUUGAAUAACAAUCAAAUCGAGCGUCAGAGUCACGACAAUCAGUCAAUUCCAUCGACAUCCGAUCAACUCGAGAACUUCAACAGCCCCACCACAAAGCCGGUGCCCUACGACGAGAAUUACGAGAUCCAAGAUUUCCGAAUCGCCGAGGACACAACAACCUGGUCCUCAGUGGCUGUUGCCCGCACAAACGUCAACGUUAACUCGAAACAUCUCAAUAGCAUAAUAAACAACAACAAUCUGUCAGUGUCGAGAUUAUCAUUGAGCAGUUCCGCCGAGAGUUUAUCGGAUUACGAGGCGCACGAGUUGUCUGGCGGUUCCGACUGCUCGGAUAAUUCUGAAGAGGGUAGCGUGCCUGGUUCGUGUCGGGGAAUUAUAAAUCCGAAUUAUCCAGGGUUCCAGCACUUGGCCCCCUCGUUUCUAUCAAUUUUCGGCGGCGAGGAGCAGCCGCCAGACAGUCGGCAUUCAUCUCCCCGGAUUGACGAGGAGAAUUUCGAAAAAGAAGAGGGACAGAAUAAUAAUCAGGAUCAUUCGGUUGGGGACAGUGUCAAUCGACUGGACGGACGAAAAUCGGAGCACAAGUUCUUUUACGAGAAGCCUAAGUUGAAUAUUCAGACCGUAACUUCCUACUACGAGGGCUUCGUAUCCCCCUCGGAAAAGUGCCUCAAUUAUGUAAAAAGCAUUGGAGACACGCACACCGAUAUACAAGAGACCUCCGCGUCCGAGAACGACUCCGCACUGCGUGAGGAGCACCAGACACACUGGAAUAAUAUUCCCGUGGAGAUUGAGUUUGCCGAGUUACAAUCGAGUUCCACUGAACGACCGCAAUUUGCGCAAAUUGAGGAAAUACCACCCGAGAGUGCGGGAAAAAAUCCAGAGCAAGACAGUGAGACCGAGGAACAGGUGAUUGAGCGCAUCGACGUGAUCCCCGAGUCGACGGAAAUACCGGUGGAAAGAAAAACUGAGGAGUCGGAGACUAAUACAGACUCGGAGGGUUUAUCUGAGGAGCAAUUGCCGUACAAGAAACUGGAGGAGAUUGAUCUGCUGUCGAGCAUCGGUCGGGACAUUGGGGUUGAUCUUGAGAAGUACGUUCAACCAGUGCCCGACGUGGUGGCUAUGGAGGCGGUGGAUGUCCACUCGCGACCACUUCCCGGUCUGGUGAAAGACACGCUGAGGGAGGACACCAAUAAACUUGUGGAUCUUACUCAAGACGCGGAACUCAGUGUCGAUUGCCGGAAGAAGGAGAAAAUGGUGAGGAAUCAGGCGAGGAGGCGCCAGCAGGGACAUGGACCUCAGCGACACAGUGGGAGGACGGACAAGAGGAGGAUGGAGCAAGUGGAGAGGGCUGGUGGUUUCGACGUUUACAACAUAGAGACAGCGAUGCCAAAAAUUGAUCUCGACGCCAUAGAGUCACAUCUGCGAGCGGCGCGGGAGGAGGAGCGUCGACGUCGAAAUGAUCGCGAGGAAAUCCGAAGGCGUCUGGCCAUGGGACCGGAUGCAGACGAUAUUCGAUUGGAACGCGGACGAAAGCCAAGUCUACAAUCACGCCUACAGAGUGGCAUGAACCUACAGAUUUGCUUCAUGAACGAAACCCCGUCUGACACAGAGUCGCCGAAUUCGGACUCUGAUUCACCGCUGAAUGCUAAACAGAGCCAGGGCAAUGGGUAUCAGUCGAGUGGUGCUGCCAGGCCUCAGGUCCUCAGUCUUCCGCCGUUGAGACUGGAGACGGAUAUAUCGAGUGCACCACUCGAUGAGGCGGAUUUCUUUGCGAGACAGGCGAGACUGCAGACAGAGGCCAGGAUGGCGUUGGCUCAAGCCAAGGAGAUGGCACACAUGCAGAUGGAGGUCGAGAGACAGAGACUGAAGCAGAGCCCCAUUACUGAGAUGGUUCGGUGCAGUUUGGAGAAGGUUGGUGUGCAAUUAGGUGAGACCAGACGAAGAUUAUCCCGCGCACUUCUCACAGAAUUGAAUGUAGCCCAGCUCCAAGUAAUAGCGAACGAUCUUCACGCUAGAAUUGCGGUAUUAAACGAGGCCCUCGUGGAGGGCCUCCUCAGAAGAGAUGAUCUUCACAUGGAGCAGGACUCUAUGCUCGUUGACGUCGAGGACUUGACCAGAUACCUGGGAGCCAAGCAGGAGACAUUCAAGAAACGAAGUGGCAAGGAGCCAGUGAAGAAUCAGGGAAAUCAGUUGAGACAAAUUGUGCCAUCGAUGAAAACGAGAUUCAGUCAUCGGGCUCUCGUGGGUUUCGUGAGGAAGUAAAUCAUCGGAUGCUGCACAACUCGAAGUUGAAGACAAAUUAAACAUCUUUCCACGUACAUCACGCGUAUUUAAAUCACCGAGAACAAAAUAUUGAAUUUUCGAAACUAAUGAAAAUCGAUUUUUACAGCUUUCUCAACAAUUUUAUCGGCGACUACUAGAGCUUAGAGGAAACGAGUGACGUAUUUCUUAUUGUAUCCUACGAUUCAUGACGAUAAAUCGGUACACGUAACGUUUUAUUCCCCCCAUGGCCGUGCAUGUGUCUUUUAAAUUAUUCGCCUCUCAAAUUAAACGAAAAUCCAUCAAUGAUAAUCAUUGAAUUUUUAGAAUUGCGGAGAUAUAGAUCUCCGUUGGUGUAUAUAAUGUUACGAGUUAUUUAAAAAAAUGAAUCAAUACGUAAUACAUUUCGCGUGAGACUUUCAUCACCAAUUAACGAGUUUACAGUGAGUCCUAGUCGCAUUAACGACGUAGAGAAGCAUUUUUUUCUUUCUCCGAGAAUUAUAUUGAAUCUGUAGUGAUUAACGAACAAACGACAAUUUCCAAUAAAUCCAUAAAAUGCUAAUUAUACAAAUGAAAAAAGAAUUUGCAUAUUAUCUACAAAAUAGUUUUAAUCGUAAUAAUAAUUGAUAUUAUACAGAUUGUAAAUAACUAAACAAUAAAAUAUGGUGUAACAAG